This is a messenger RNA of Cynocephalus volans (Philippine flying lemur), 2649 nucleotides long. RefSeq names its product fibrinogen alpha chain (gene FGA). Gene Ontology annotation, biological process: blood coagulation; protein polymerization; positive regulation of ERK1 and ERK2 cascade. Bases 1 to 2649 code for a protein of 882 amino acids. Lineage: Eukaryota; Metazoa; Chordata; Mammalia; Dermoptera; Cynocephalidae. The transcript has 6 exons. The record is from RefSeq and is a predicted model, not a curated record. Gene Ontology annotation, molecular function: signaling receptor binding; extracellular matrix structural constituent. Gene Ontology annotation, cellular component: fibrinogen complex.
AUGUUUUCCAUGAGGAUCAUCUGCCUGGUCCUGAGUGUGCUGGGCACAGGAUGGACUGCAGAUACUGGUGAAGGUGACUUUAUAGCUGAAGGAGGUGGCGUGCGUGGCCCAAGAAUUGUAGAAAGACACCAAUCUGCCUGCAAAGAGACAGACUGGCCCUUCUGCUCUGAUGAAGACUGGAACCACAAAUGCCCUUCUGGCUGCAGGAUGAAAGGGUUGAUUGAUGAAGUCAAUCAAGAUUUUACAAACAGAAUAAAUAAGCUCAAAAAUUUACUAUUUGAUUAUCAGAAGAACAAUAAGGAUUCUAAUUCAUUGUCCAGGAAUAUAAUGGAAAUAUUGAGAGGGGACUUUGCUAAAGACAAUAACAAUGAUAAUACAUAUAACCAAGUGUCAGAAGAUCUGAGAAGCAAAAUUGAGGUCCUGAAGCGCAAAGUCAUAGAAAAAGUACAGCUUAUCCAGCUUCUGCAGAAGAAUGUCAGGGCUCAGCUAGUAGAUAUGAAACGACUGGAGGUGGACAUUGAUAUUAAGAUCCGAUCUUGCAAAGGGUCAUGCAGUAGGGCUUUAUCUCGUGAAGUAAAUCUAAAGGACUAUGAAGAUCAGCAGAAGCAACUUGAACAGGUCAUUGCCAAAGACUUACUUCCCUCUAGAGAUAGGCAAUACUUACCUCUGAUAAAAAUGAGCCCAGUUCCAGACUUGGUCCCUGGAGAGUUCAAGAGCCAGCUUCAGAAGGCCCCUCCAGAGUGGAGGGCAUUAACAGAAAUGCAGCAGAUGAGAAUGGUGUUAGAGAGGCCUGAUAGACCGGGGAAUGCCCCAGGAGACUCUACAUCUCAUGGAACAGGAAUAGAGACAGAAAGCCCCAGGAAACCUGGACCUGGAAGUUCUGGAAGUUGGAAUCCUGGCAGUUCCGGAUCUGGCAGUACUGCUGGAAGUUGGAAUCCUGGCAGCUCCGGAUCUGGCAGUACUGCUGGAAGUUGGAAUCCUGGCACCUCUGGAUCUGGCAGUACUGCUGGAAGUUGGAAUCCUGGCACCUCUGGAUCUGGCAGUACUGCUGGAAGUUGGAAUCCUGGCACCUCUGGAUCUGGCAGUACUGCUGGAAGUUGGAAUCCUGGCAGCUCUGGAUCUGGCAGUACUGCUGGAAGUUGGAAUCCUGGAAGCUCUGGAUCUGGUAGUACUGGAAGUUGGAGCUCUGGGAGCUCUGGGCCUGGAAGUUUUAGGCCAGAUAGCUCAGGCUAUGGAAACACUAGGCCUACCAACCCAGACUGGGGUGAAUUUGAAGAGGUAUCAGGAAGUGUAAGUUCAGGGACAAAGAAAGAGUACCACACAGGUAAACUGGUCACUUCUACAGGGGAUAAAGAGCUCUUGAUUGGUAAUGAGAGGGUAACCUCUAGUGGCAAACCCACCACACGUCAUUCAUGCUCUAAAGUCAUUACUAAGACUGUGAUAGGUGCUGAUGGUCGCAAAGAAGUGACCAAAGAAGUGGUGCAGUCUGAAGACGGCUCUGACUGUGGUGGUGCAGUCGAUUUAGGCACACUGGGUACUUUUUCUGACAUAGGUAGCCUGGAUGAUUUCCGCCGCAGGCACGCCGAUGAAGCUCUUUUCUUUGACACUGCCUCGACUGGAAAAACACUGUCAAGUGUACUCACACCUAUGUUCAAAGAGUUUGAUGGUAAGACCCACUCUAUGCACUCAGAAUCUGGCAUCUUCACCGACUUGGAAGACUCUCAUUACUUUGGUGUACCUGAGUUCCCUCCCGGUGGUAAAACUUCAAGUCACAGCAAACAAGUUGUAACUAGUACAACAACUUUCAGCAGAGGAGGCUCCGCACUUGCAUCCAAGAGCCGUAAAAUGGCAGAUGAGGCUGGAAGUGAAGGAGAUCUUGAAGACCUCACAGGAGGACAUACCACCAAAAGAGGCCAUGCUAAAUCACGCCCUUCCAGAGACUGUGAUGAUGUCCUCCAAACACACCCUUCAGGUGCCCAAAGUGGUAUUUUCAAUAUCAAGCUACCAGGAUCCAGUAGGAUUUUUUCUGUUUAUUGUGAUCAAGAGACCAGUUUGGGAGGAUGGCUUUUGAUCCAGCAAAGAACGGAUGGAUCACUGAAUUUUAACCGGACCUGGCAAGACUACAAGAAAGGUUUCGGAAGCCUGGAUAACGAGGGGGAAGGAGAAUUCUGGCUAGGCAAUGAAUAUCUUCAUUUACUAACCCAGAGAAGCUCUGUCCUUAGGAUUGAAUUGGAGGACUGGACUGGGAAAGAAGCUUAUGCAGAAUAUCACUUCCGGGUAGGCUCUGAAGCCGAAGGCUAUGCCCUGCAGGUCUCCUCCUAUGAGGGCACUGCCGGUGAUGCUCUGAUUGAGGGUUCUGUAGAGGAAGGGACAGAGUACACUUCUCACAAUAGCAUGCAGUUCAGCACCUUUGACAGGGAUGCAGACCACUGGGAAGAGAACUGUGCGGAAGUCUACGGAGGAGGAUGGUGGUACAACAACUGCCAAGCAGCCAAUCUCAAUGGCAUCUACUACCCUGGGGGCUCCUAUGACCCAAGAAACAACAGUCUUUAUGAGAUAGAGAAUGGAGUGGUCUGGGUCCCCUUUAGAGGAGCAGAUUAUUCCCUCAAGAUUGUUCGCAUGAAAGUCAGGCCCCUGGUGACCCGAUAG